Molecule: messenger RNA, 2430 nt
Organism: Glycine soja
Lineage: Eukaryota; Viridiplantae; Streptophyta; Magnoliopsida; Fabales; Fabaceae
Product: L-type lectin-domain containing receptor kinase IX.1-like
Exons: 2
Coding region: 197-2164 (655 amino acids)
Biological process (GO): protein phosphorylation
Cellular component (GO): plasma membrane
Molecular function (GO): ATP binding; carbohydrate binding; protein kinase activity
Source: RefSeq, a predicted model, not a curated record
CAUAUUUAAAGCCUUAAUCAGUAAACCUUAACUCAGUACACACUACGAGGACCACUGAAAAACAAAAAAGCAUCAUUGAAACAUCACUCGGUUCUUAUUUAAACAACAAGCUCAAUCCAGCAAUUCAGAACAAGCUUAAUUUUGCUAUUCCACUUUGUCUCAUCCCUUUAGAAGAAAACAGACACUGAGACCAGAGAUGGUGCUCACAAUUUUUCUUCUCGUGUUGGCCAUUCCUUCUCUUAAAACAGCCGAAUCACUAAGUUUCAACAUAACAAACUUCCACGACCCCGACAGUGCAAAAAACAUGGCAUACCAGGGUGAUGGCAAAGUAAACAAGAACGGGUCCAUAGAGCUCAACAUAGUGACCUAUAUUUCCCGCGUUGGGAGAGCCUUUUACGGACAACCUUUGCACCUGUGGGACUCAUCUUCUGAUGUUCUAACCAACUUCUCUACGCGCUUCACUUUCACUAUUGAAAGAGCCACCAACGACACCAUCGGUGACGGUUUUGCCUUCUACUUAGCCCCUCUUGGUUACCAAAUUCCUGCAAACGCAGUCGGUGGCACUUUAGGCCUUUUCAACGCCACCACCAAUACCUACAUUCCCCAUAACCACGUUGUCGCUGUUGAGUUUGACACAUUUAACGGCACAAUUGACCCUCCCUUUCAGCACGUUGGCAUAGAUGAUAACUCUCUCAAAUCCGUGGCCGUUGCUGAGUUUGACAUUUACAAAAACCUUGGAAAGGAAUGUAACGCUUUGAUAACCUACACUGCUUCCACUAAGACCCUCUUUGUGUCUUGGUCUUUUAACGAAACCGCAACACCCCGUUCCAAUUCUUCACUUUCUUACAAGAUUGAUCUCAUGGACAUUCUACCCGAGUGGGUGGUUGUUGGAUUCUCCGCUGCAACUGGCCAAUAUACUGAACGAAACAUUAUUCACUCGUGGGAGUUCAGUUCAACGUUGAAUUCUUUCACUGCUUCGAGGCAUGGGAACGAAAAACACAAUGUUUUGCUGAUUGUUGUGGUAACCUGCUCAACGGUCUUGGUGGUUGUGGCCGCGAGUUUUGCAGCUUGGGUAACGAUCACAAAAAGGAGAAAGGGUAAGGUUGAUAAUGAUAAUGAUGAACUUGGAGCCACCCCGGUUAUGUUUGAUUUGGAUAGGGCAACUAUACCUAGAAGAAUUGAUUACAAAGAACUAGUUGCAGCUACCAAAGGGUUCGCGGCUGAUGCAAGGCUUGGACGAGGUAGCUCGGGACAGGUGUACAAAGGGGUUCUGAGUAAUUUAGGAAGGGUUGUUGCAGUCAAAAGGAUUUUCACUAACUCUGAAAAUUCAGAGAGAGUUUUCAUCAAUGAGGUUAGGAUCAUAAGUCGUCUAAUACAUAGAAACUUGGUCCAGUUCAUAGGGUGGUGUCACGAGCAAGGAGAGUUUCUGUUGGUUUUUGAGUUCAUGCCUAAUGGAAGCCUUGACACCCAUCUCUUUGGGGAGAAAAGAUCUUUGGCAUGGGAUAUUAGGUACAAGGUAGCAUUAGGGGUGGCUUUGGCCCUUCGUUAUCUUCAUGAGGAUGCGGAGCAGAGUGUUCUUCAUAGGGAUAUUAAGUCAGCUAAUGUGUUGUUGGACACGGAUUUUAGCACCAAGCUUGGCGAUUUUGGGAUGGCUAAGUUGGUGGAUCCAAGGUUGAGGACUCAAAGGACAGGGCUGGUGGGGACUUAUGGGUACCUUGCCCCAGAAUAUAUCAACCAUGGUAGGGCUAGUAAGGAAUCAGACAUUUACAGUUUUGGGGUUGUAGCUCUUGAAAUUGCAUGUGGGAGGAGGACUUAUCAAAACGGGGAGUUUCAUGUACCUCUCGUGAACUGGGUGUGGCAAAAAUAUGUGGAAGGGAAUGUUCUGGAUGUUGUAGAUGAGAGAUUAAACAAGGAGUAUGAUGUGGAUGAAAUAACAAGCUUGAUUGUUGUGGGGUUGUGGUGUACUAACCCAAACGACAGGGAAAGACCCAGGGCUGCACAGGUAAUAAAAGUUCUUCAGCUUGAAGCGUCGUCAUUGCCUGUGCUUCCAUUUGAUAUGCAUGACGGUCCUCCUCCUCCUUCUCCAGUUACCCAUGCACAAUCCUCUUACAAUUCCGCACGUUCAGUACCCUUCACUAAUAGCUUUGUCAAUGUCGGACGCUAAUUUUCUGAGCAAGGCUUCAGACCAAUCUGUUUCGGGCACCAAGGCUAGCUUAUGAAGUUGUGUGCUUCUUACGUAGAUAUUUCAUUUAGCUUUUAUGUUUUUUCAUUACUUUCUCAUAAAAUAUUUACUGGCUUGUUAUAUAUAAGUAAAUGUCUAGAAAUAAUCUUUCUGCAAAUGUAAGGAUAAGGCUAGUACAAUGACUCUUCCUAAUUAAUUUCUUUGCAAAGCUAUAUAUAUAGCUAAGAUAUGUAUGUUGUUGCGCUUUU